AUGUUCUUGAACACAGCUUCUCCCCGGAGGUCGUUCAGCAUCCCCAUUAACAUCAACCUGCAGGGUGCUCGCAGGCGGCAGACACGGGAAUUCAGCACAGCAGUGCAGGAGCAGGAGUGGAGCAGAGGGGGUGAUGGACGUGGAGGACAGCGAGCUCGGUCCCAGAUGCCGGUGUCGAGCGUCGGAGAGGACAGAGCCAUCCUGCUGGGCUUCACCAUGAUGGCCUUCUCCGUGCUCAUGUUCUUUGUGGUCGGCAUCACUAUGGUCAAACCCUUUGUUAACAGUGACUGGGAGAAGGAGGUCGGCUGUGUGCUGGUGCAGGUCGACAUCCUUGAAGACUGGGUGGACUGCAGAGGUGUGAGCACUGUGCCGUGCCUCAGUGUGACGGUUAACCUCACACGCUCCAAUCAAAGUGCUUCUUUACACUUUGACGAAGAAUCAGUCCUCCUCGCUCCUGAGUGUUUCUACGUACCCAAAUGUCGGAUGGACCGAGUGGAUAUUCAAGCUGAAGUCCAGAGAGUGAAGAACAACUUGACCGCCAGGCUGGGGAACACCUUGCCGUGCUUGAUCGACCGCGUGAGGCACCCCAGGCACGUCAUCUUAAGCAGGAAGUACACAUUGAAGAAGGCCCUGUUCGCACUGCUGUGGCCCAGCCUGAUGCUGGGCGGUGGAGCUCUGCUGGUGGGCCUGGUGAAGCUGACACAGUACUUAGAUCAUCUGUCCUCUAAGAUGUGCAGCAAGACUGCAGGGAGCCAGCUGAUGUCAAGAUAUACCCAGGGCACACUGUACAGACUCCUCCGGAGGUCCAGCACCCAGUCGCCCUCUUGACAUAUCCAGUGUUUAUGCUGCCAAUAACUGAAAUAACUGCCAAAUAUGGUUGGUUGUCUCAGAACUGGUGAAACAGGUCGCCCAGAGGAGAAAAUUUAAUUUCAUUCUUAUUCCUCCAAUUAAGAAUAAAUGGCAUGAAGAAACCUUCUUAAGUGUGAAGAAUUAGUCCCAAAUCCAAAAAAUUAUUCAAGAGGGCUCCAGACGUCUCUAAUCCAGUUAGAGGUGACCGGCAGAGACACACACACUGUCCAACAGAGAAGAGACACUGAUGACAGAUUUAGCAAAAGAAAAUGUUAACAUACAUUCUAUAAAUCAUAAGACAUAGGAAUGAAAAGCCAGUGUUACUGGAGUACACUGCUAAAUCUGUGGAGUAUGAUUGAAAAUCCCACAUGGACUACUUUUCCAUCCAUCCAUUUUCUGCUAGGUAUACAGGGUAUUCAAGAUGUUUUCCAGCUCCUCCUGGGGGAUCCCAAGGUGUGAUAUGUAAUCCAUCUCUCAUAGACUACUUCUUACAUCUUUGUACAAAGCUACAAUGUUGAAAGUUUUACUAAGAAUUUUUUUACUCUUAGGUCAAAGUUUAGGACAAUUCUAAAGACCAUUUCAUAGAUGUAUUAUACAUACUGAUCCCAUUUGCUUAGUAAAGUCUUGUGUAAAGUCUAAGGGAAGACUUAGGCACAAAUUUAAGGAUUGAUAACAUACUGAUUCAAGCCUUGACCCACUGCUAUUUUUUAUUAUGAAGCAAAACACUGCAAAAUUGCCGUGUAAAUAUCAGACAUGUUGAUAAAGUGUAAAACAACAUAAUGAAAUGAUCUGUUUAGAUAGAGAGAAAUGUUUUUAUUCAACAGUACAAUAAAUGAAUGCAUACAG
Messenger RNA from Lates calcarifer (barramundi perch), 1695 nucleotides. It is a transcript of the gene kcnmb3, whose product is annotated as potassium calcium-activated channel subfamily M regulatory beta subunit 3. Gene Ontology annotation, molecular function: potassium channel regulator activity; calcium-activated potassium channel activity. The record is from RefSeq and is a predicted model, not a curated record. The transcript is spliced from 4 exons. Bases 1 to 828 code for a protein of 275 amino acids. Lineage: Eukaryota; Metazoa; Chordata; Actinopteri; Centropomidae. Gene Ontology annotation, cellular component: voltage-gated potassium channel complex; membrane. Gene Ontology annotation, biological process: detection of calcium ion; potassium ion transport.